Bactrocera oleae (olive fruit fly) is the source of this 841-nucleotide messenger RNA. The record is from RefSeq and is a predicted model, not a curated record. NCBI's taxonomy places the organism in Eukaryota, Metazoa, Arthropoda, Insecta, Diptera, Tephritidae.
UUCGGAGCAAAUCACAUAAGGGGUUGCAUAAUCUCCGCUUGCUACCAGAGAAUCUGCUUUACAAAAUUUGAGUUACGAAAAAAUGUUUCGCCUGCACAAAUACUUUGAAAAACAAGCAUUUUUCGCCAUUAUAACGGUACAAUUGCUGACUUUGGGAGAUUCAAGAGUGAUCAGCGAGUGUAGCUCCGAAGUAGGGGGAUUUCAGGAAAAUACUGACGCAGCAUGCAGAACACAAUAUCCUUGGACUUACUGUAACGGAGCAGACUCGACCUAUUGUACGAGUGAACUGUGCUUAGAAGAUAACGAAUGUAUCAGUGCUGAUGUACCAUUGGCGCCUGUUCAGCAGAUAACUCCACCAACAGAUGCACCGGUUCCUAUUCCAGUAGUAACACCACCAACAAUGGCACCGGUACCUGUUCCAGCUAUAACUCCACCAACAGAUGAACCGGUUCCUAUUCCAACGGUAAUCCCAACAAUAACUCCACCGACGGCUGUUCAAACAACGACCGAGACUACGGCUAUUAUUAGAGAAAAAUGCAAACUUAACGAAAAUUUUGCUGUACCCUACAUUGGCAAUUGCCGUUAUUUUUACCAUUGCGCUAAUGGCUACUUUGGAAUUGGAGAUUGUGGUUUUUAUAUGUUCUUCGAUGCCAACGAAAGGAAAUGUAAGAUUAAAACACCAACGAGCUGUCGGUAGAAGAGUAAUUCUAAGAAGACAAUAACAGCAAUAAGACUGCGGUCUAAUUAUAAUAAAAGUUGUAUGAAAAAUAUUCCGAUGAACUUAAAACUAAUUUUCAACGAGUUUAAAAAAUAAAUAAAGCAUCCUUAACAUGGUUAAAAA